UCUUUUGAACCAAAGAUCCCAACGGCAUCGACUUCUAUACUUCCCUUGUUCCGGCUCUCUCUUCCUCACCCCCGCGUCUCCCGCGAAUUUGGAUCCAUGUCCGGGCCUCUUCGCGUGGCUUCAAAUAUGGCCGCAAAUCUCCUCCUUCUUUUCCGGAGGCGCCACUGGUGCUCCCCUGACCGACCCCCACCCCCUUCAAAAAAAAGCGAUCUUUCUUCACUUUUCCUUCUUUUGGUCCGCCCCCUCGCGCACAAAGACCUCUCCUUUGAGCGGCGGCCGGCCUCCCUUCCCAGCUUCGGGAAUCCGAUCGGCCCGAAAGGCCUUUCGACUCUUUUGGGGAACUUUUCCUGUCUGGGUUUGAUCCCUCUCGGGGUUGUGUUAAAAAUUUUGCAGCUUAGAGAGUUUUCUGUUUUCAGGCUAUUACUUUCUUUUUUUUUUGGCUUUUGAAAUCUGGGUGGAUCUUUUUGGGAUCUGGUUCCUAAGAAUUCUCGCACCGGAUGCUGAAAGUUUGCAUCUUUUGAGGAUUUCGGAGACUUGGGCGGCUUCACUUGAUCCCUGUUUUUGUGGGGGGCAAAAUUGAUCUUUUUGAGUGAAAUCAAAAAUUAUAUCUAUUUGAUUCUCCUGUAGCUGUCAAGUUUUUUUAGUUCGUUCGAUGAAAUUUUGGACCUUGGUUUGGGAUUUCUACCUAUUUGGUGACCACUUGCAGGUUUGGUGGUUGUGUUUGAUAUCUGGUAGGAAUUUCUAAAUCUGGUUAUCGGAGCAGUGUUACGAGAGAUGAGCUGCUUCCCUUGUUUUUCAUUUGGCGAUAAGAAGACGAAGCAGGGCUCAAGGAAGGAGGUGGAUUCGGCAGCGUCGAGUUCUGUUAAGGGCAGCGACUUGACUAAACAGCCUGAACUUCCCGCCCAGCAGGCUCCAACUGAAACAAGUCAGAAAGAUGUUGAAAAUGGAAAUUGUGCAGCACGAAUAUUCACAUUCCGUGAGCUUGCUACAGCUACCAAGAAUUUCAGACCUGAAUGUCUUUUAGGUGAAGGAGGGUUUGGCAGAGUUUACAAGGGUUGUCUUGAAGGUGGUGAGAUUGUGGCUGUUAAACAAUUAGACAGGAAUGGCUUGCAAGGCAACAAAGAAUUUACCGUUGAAGUUAUAAUGCUCAGUCUCCUUCAUCAUCAAAGUCUGGUCAAACUUAUUGGAUAUUGUGCAGAUGGUGAUCAAAGACUUUUGGUUUACGAGUAUAUGCCUUUGGGUUCUUUAGCUGACCAUUUACUUGAUUUACCACCCGAUCAGAAACCUUUAAGCUGGUAUGCUAGAAUGAAAAUAGCCUAUGGUACUGCUCAAGGCCUGGAGUAUUUGCAUGAUAAAGCCAACCCACCUGUAAUCUACCGUGAUCUCAAGCCAUCUAAUAUUCUACUUGAUCAAAAUCUUACUCCAAAACUCUCUGACUUUGGGCUUGCAAGGCUUGGUCCUGCUGGGGACAAAGUAUGUUUCUCCUCGAUGGUAAUGGGCACUUAUGGUUACUGUGCACCUGAAUAUGCAAGAACAGGCCAUCUCACUUUGAAGUCAGAUGUAUACAGUUUUGGAGUUGUUCUGCUUGAGCUAAUCUCAGGGAGAAGAGUCAUAGACACUACCAAGCCAACGCAAGAACAGAAUCUUGUCGCUUGGGCCAUGCCCAUGUUCAGGGAGCAGAAGAGGUUUCCAGAGCUCGUCGAUCCACUUCUUGAAAAUGACUACCCACUGAAAGAUCUACACCAAGCAGUUGCUGUUGCUGCAAUGUGUCUUCAGGAAGAGGCUUCUGUUCGUCCAUUAAUUGCUGAUGUGGUUGUGACCUUGAGCUUCCUUGCAACUACCCCAGCCGCUCCUGUAAUGAGCCCCCCUCCAGUUCUACGGUCCCCCACAAUAGAAGAGGGUUCAGAAGAUGAUGAGUCAUCAUCAGAUGAGGAGAGUCUGUGGAAUCGUGAGCAUGCAGCUGCAAAGCUUAUCAAAUGGUGCUUUUCAACUUUGAGGCACCAGCGGGGAUCCCAACAUGGAAGUAAGUCAUCAUAAAAUGCCUUGACCAAGCUUGUUCCUGAACUGCAUUCAUAACUCAUGUCCACCUGAAGGUUUCUCUUGCUUUGUGUGGCGAUUAUGGUUGGGUUGAGUUAGCAGCAUAUCGAGUGAGAUUUCAGGCCAUGUAUCGGAAUAGCAGGACUUCUUUGUGCAUCCUGCUUCUGUGCUGUGCCACAAAUGUGUAUCUUUUGCGAACCAUAAGAACAAAUGACAAUUAUGUGCAUUGUGAUCUUGAACUACGAGCUGUGUUAUAUUGAUUCAAGCUUGCUAAUUC
Elaeis guineensis (African oil palm) is the source of this 2314-nucleotide messenger RNA. Lineage: Eukaryota; Viridiplantae; Streptophyta; Magnoliopsida; Arecales; Arecaceae. The record is from RefSeq and is a predicted model, not a curated record.